AUGGGAUCCACUCCUUCCUUCCCUCGGUUGUCCAUCCCCAAAGAUACCAUUUCUGUAGUAACUGGAGGAAAUGCAGGUAUCGGAUAUCAUACUGCCAAGUGGCUAGCUAUGAUGGGUGGUACUGUUAUAAUUGCUUGUAGAUCAGAAGAGAAAGCCAAACAGGCGAUACAGCAAAUGAACGAAGAAUUCACUGAAAAACAAAAGAAGACACCAGGGAUAGUUGACUAUGAACGACUUAAUGUUGAGUUCAUGUUUUUAGACUGUAAUUCAUUAAAAUCUGUGAUGAAUUUUGUUGAGGCGUACAAAUCUUCAGGAAGGAAACUUCAUAAGUUAAUAUGUAAUGCUGGUAUUGGCCUCCAAGACAAGCUAUCAUAUACGGAAGACGGCCAUGAACAAAUUUUUCAGGUAAACUAUCUAAGCCAAUUCUUGAUGGUUUCUCAUCUACUUCCUGUGAUGAAAGAGUCUGGCCCUGACUGCAGAAUUGUUCUUGUGUCAAGUAGGGCACAUGAAAGGUGUAGCUUUGAUCCUGUGGAUAUUGAAGGAAAAAAGUAUUCUGAACCGAAAUAUGAUACCACAGAAUUGUACGGCAGAUCAAAACUUUACCAGGUAAUGCAGAUGUAUCGACUAAACGAGAUACUCAAAGACACAAAUGUGACUGUUCUGUCUUUGGACCCUGGGAUCGUGAAAACGCCACUCCUUAAUACUUUCAAGAGAGGAGCUUUGAAGGUUUUGAUACCGAUGUUACAAUCAUUUGGUGGAACGAAAAGUCCUUUUGAAGGGGCAUGGACUACACUCAAUGCGGCUGUUAAUCCCGAACUGGCUGGUGUACGGGAUGUAUACUUCUCGGAUUCUAAACCAAAAGCCUCAACAUCAACCUCUAAGAAGAAAUCACAUCAGAGGGCUGUAUGGGAUUACACCAUCGACAGUCUCGAAGCGUAUCUACCAGACGGAGUUCUCCAGGAUUUACAAUAA
Molecule: messenger RNA, 972 nt
Organism: Ylistrum balloti
Lineage: Eukaryota; Metazoa; Mollusca; Bivalvia; Pectinida; Pectinidae
Product: dehydrogenase/reductase SDR family member on chromosome X-like
Exons: 8
Coding region: 1-972 (323 amino acids)
Source: RefSeq, a predicted model, not a curated record